Messenger RNA from Eleginops maclovinus (Patagonian blennie), 2074 nucleotides. RefSeq names its product adenosine deaminase (gene ada). Lineage: Eukaryota; Metazoa; Chordata; Actinopteri; Perciformes; Eleginopidae. Gene Ontology annotation, molecular function: adenosine deaminase activity. The record is from RefSeq and is a predicted model, not a curated record. Gene Ontology annotation, biological process: inosine biosynthetic process; adenosine catabolic process; hypoxanthine salvage. The transcript is spliced from 11 exons. Gene Ontology annotation, cellular component: external side of plasma membrane; cytosol. Bases 112 to 1278 code for a protein of 388 amino acids.
CAAACAUGUGUUAAUCAAAGCACCGAGAACUUGCAGCUUCCUGUGCAAAUACCUCCGCUUCUUUUUUUCUUUUUUUUUGCUGUCUGAUAAACGAAGGCGUGUCCAGGAGUCAUGCAUAUAAUAACCAGACGAGCUGCUGCAGGCUUCAGCUCUCUGUGCACCAUCAGAGUCACCCGCAGCAGGCUCUGUACGAUGGCCGAAUCUGAAGAAGUGGUAUUCAACAAGCCAAAGGUUGAGCUGCAUGUGCACCUCGAUGGAGCCAUCAGGGUGCAGACCAUUCUCGAUGUUGCCAAGAGACGCGGCAUCCCUCUGCCAGCAAAUACCAAGGAGGAGAUGACGAAGAUUAUUAUCGUUGAACAGCCGGCCACCCUCACAAAGUUCCUGGGGAAGUUCGCAGAGUACAUGCACGUGGUUGCGGGAGACAGAGAGGCCAUAAAGAGGAUAGCCUAUGAGUUUGUUGAAGACAAAGCCAAUGAGGGCGUGAUCUAUGUGGAGGUCAGAUACAGCCCACAUUUUCUGGCUAACACAAAAGUGGAUCCCCUACCGUGGAACCAGAUAGAAGGCGACCUGAGCCCGGACGAGGUGGUGCACCUGGUCAACGAGGGCCUCAAGGAGGGGGAGGUGGCCUUCAAUAUCAAAGCCAGGUCCAUUCUAUGCUGCAUGCGCCACAUGCCAAGCUGGUCCAUGGACGUUGUGGAGCUGUGUAAGAAAUACCAGCACGAAGGAGUGGUUGCCAUCGACCUGGCAGGUGACGAGUCCCUAAACUGUGUAGCCAAUCCAGGUCACAAGAAGGCCUAUGAGGAAGCAGUGCGCUGUGGGAUCCACAGAACGGUCCACGCAGGAGAGGUGGGUCCGCCGUCUGUGGUGAAGGAGGCUGUAGAAGUGCUGAAAGCUGAACGCGUUGGACACGGUUACAGAACCCUGGAAGACCAAGUUUUGUACAAGAGUCUGCUGGCUCAGAACAUGCACUUCGAGGUGUGUCCUAUUUCCAGUAAGCUAACAGGUGCCUGCGACCCGGACUUCACCAAGCAUCCUGCCAUCACGUUCAGGAAGGACAAAGCGAAUUACUCCCUGAACACGGAUGACCCUCUGAUCUUUAACUCAACCCUGCACCUCGACUACAGCACCGCGCACAAAUACAUGGGAUUCACCGAGGAGGAAUUCAAACGACUGAACAUCAGUUCUGCAGAGUCGUCCUUCCUGCCUGAGGAGGAGAAGAAGGAUCUCGUCCACAGACUGUACAAAGCCUACGGGAUGAUAACGUCGACCGCCUUUUAAAAAAUCUGAAGAAGAAGGAAGGAAGGAAGGAAGGAAGGAGGAAACGUGACCUAACCCAGGGACAAAUCACUCUGAACCCAUUAUCUCCUGUCGUGACUCCAUGGGAUGUCCUCAUUUAUAACCUACCUAAUAUAUCAAACAUGCUGUACAUCAUUUAAUGGCUGCCUUCACCUCUCAUAUUCGUACAUCAUCAGCUUGUGUUUUGUCAGUAUUCUACCAUCUAAGUACUUAUAUAUAACUUUUUAUACUUUAGUUUACAUGACACUUUCCAGAGGAUGUCAUGGUGCUAACAAUAAUACGGGUGUUAUGUGUUCAUAAAGCCAAUUUUAUUUAUAUGAAAACAUUUUUCAUCUUGUGUUUACACCCUGUUGUUAUUGAGAGAAUCAGGGAAGCUUUUCAAUGCACAACUACUCCGUUUUUAACACUUUGUCAGCACAUAAGAGACGGAUAAGGGUCUGAAAUUGACGUUGAAGGAGGCUAACGGAGGAAUGUAAUACUGUGAAUAUCUAUUGUUUGGUUAAAAGGGAGAAGUAAGGAAAUCCAGUGUCAGAAAAAUGUCAUUUUUGCCCCUCACCCCUAAAACAGGUCAAUACCAAAAAGGGAAGUCUUACAUUUGAACACAAGGGGGCGCACUAUGGUCGCCCAGCUGGACAAACCACAGUGUCUUAAUGUGGUUUAGGUUUCAUAAUAACUCGAUUUUUUAGAUCUCUUUUUCCUUUCACUUAAUAAAAAAAAGCACUUCCAUUUCUAACACAUUUAUGACACUUAUGGAAUAUAAUAAAAAAGGUUUUAAGAA